AUGGAUCCCAUAACCGCCCUUCAGACGGCAUCCGCCAUCAUCGGCAUCGUCGACUUUGGCACUCGCCUCCUCUCCAGCACCUACGAAAUCUACCAGUCGGCGUCUGGUCACACUGCGCGCGAAGUGGGGUUGUCAACCCUGUCGGAAGAGCUGAGCGGCCUCGGGAAGCAACUUCAAGAUCGCCUUCCAGCAACGUCCAGUGCAGCCUCUGCCUCGGACAGGACUCUGCAGAACCUCUCGGCGCGAUGUGUCCAAGCCAGCAACAAGCUACAUUCGGCCAUUCACGAUUUGCAGGCAAAUCGGUCUGGAAAUGGCAGAAUCAGUAUAGCCGCCAAUAGUUUCGCAUCUGCCCUCAAGGCAGUGUGGAAUAAGGGCGAGAUUGAGUCUUUGAGGGAAGAAUUGAUAGAACUUCGUUCGCAAAUUACCUUCGCAGCCAUUAUUUCCGUCUUGUCGGAAUCAAAACAAGAUGGCCAGAGACACAUUGAGUUGAAGGACCGACUAGAUCAUAUCACCAACCAGCUCGACGGCCGCGACGACAACGCUCACCAGUUCGCCAGGGAGCUCGCACAGAUAACAGCACUGGGCAACUCAAGCGACUUCAUCCCUAGGCACACCGAUCUCGUUGAAAUCCUCUGGGGGAUAGACUGGAAGUCAUGGGCAGCCCAUUACGAGGGAAACCUGUUCAUGGACUUCCACUCAGCCCCUCAUACCCACGCCGCUGGCCUCCCCAUACCGAUAAAGAUCUUGAGAAGUCUCUCGUUUCGGGAGCUCAACUCCAGAAAAGAGGCCAUUCCUGAAGCAUAUGCCAGCACCUGCAGCUGGAUCUUUCGGGAUUCAGAGACGGACGAGAAUGGCGAGCAGCUGGAGUGGCCAAGCUUCCCAACGUGGCUGGAGCAAAGGGAUCAAGAAAUCUACUGGAUCACUGGAAAGCCCGGUUCCGGCAAAUCCACGCUGAUGAAGUACAUCAUUGAGAAUCCAGAGCUGCAAUCUCACCUUCAGGAAUACGCGGAAGAUCUCCCCUGUUUGAAGGCCAGCUUCUUCUUCUGGAACCCAGGUUCAGAGAUGGAAACGUCACGAGAAGGCCUCCUUCGGACACUUCUUCACCAGUGCUUGCAAGGCAGACCAGACCUCAUCCCUGCUGUGGCACCUCGUCGAUGGGCACUAUACAAUUUACUGGGAGGCGAAACCAUUCCUCCAAGGUGGACCUGGAAGGAGUUGAAGGAGUCAUUUGAUAUUCUAUGCUCAUUCCACGGACAAGAAUUUCGAUUAGCCUUCUUCAUCGACGGCCUCGAUGAGUUCAAAGAGUGUGAAGCAUCUCCCGGUCUCCUAAUCAGCUGGAUACGUCAUACGGCAACACAAUAUGGCAUCAAGAUAUGCGUCUCAAGUCGCCCCUGGAACGUAUUUGCGGAUGCAUUCGGGAGAGAACCCUCUUUAACAAUGCAGAAUCUCUCGAAGAGGGACAUUGAGCGAUUUGUCCGCACAGAGUUCGACAAAAGCAUUGCGUUCCAAGAGGUUAAGGAAGUCUUUCAAGAUGACGCAACGUCGAUAAUCAAGGAGAUCAUCGAAAAGGCUCAGGGCGUGUUCCUCUGGGUCAACCUCGUAGUUCGCAAUCUCCUCUUAACCCUGAUUGACAAUCCAUCCUUAGCCGACCUGAAACGAAAGCUCGCCGAGAUCCCCAGUGACAUCGUCGGCCUGUACAAUGCGAUAUGGCUAUCCAUCCCAGCCGAGAGACAUUCUCGGUCGUCUAAGAUCUUACAGAUCUGCGGCGUUUCAUUGGAACCCUGCAAGGCAGUCAUGUGGCUUGCCACCGAGGACAACCCCAACCUGCAAGCCAUCACCAAUGCGGGAAUCCACAACGUCAUGAAGCGAGUUCUCGACGGCCACACGAGAGGCAUAUGCGAGCUGGUACAGGACAGAGUGCAAUUCCUUCAUCGGUCAGCGGCAGAUUGGGUAAAAGACGGCCCAACGAGAGCCGAAAUCUGCUCCAAAGCACCACCAGACUUUGAGCCAAGCCUCAACUUACUAGAAGCCCAUAUUCAGUACCAGACAGUGAUGAAGGCACGCGGUCUUACAACAGCGUUCGGCCCACUUGAAUUAGUCCGGAUUCUGUUCGAAUGCAUAACCGGGCUCUACCACGCUGUCACCGCAGACAGGAUAAGCCAGCUCAGCGUCCGGCUCAUCCAAGCCACGGACGACGUUAAUAAGCUAGGAUACGACAUAGCUGCCCAAGGCCGAAGUUUUCCUGAAUGGGAUUUGGCAGCCCGGUCAAAAGACUCAACACCGGAAGGAUGGUCAACCAGGCAUUGGCUCGCGCAGCAAACCGGGGGACAUUCCGGGGCCGAAAACUGCUUCGUCGGAUUCACAGCCAGCGCCGGCUUCGUCGACUACGUCAAAAGAAAAAUAAAGGACGAGCCCUCCCUCCUCAUCCCAAAGAAAGGCAGAAUUUCCAUCCUAGAGAACACCAUAUUCAGGCACGGCCUUGGUACACAACCCGUUUUCCCGUUUAAUCCCGCCCCAUCCAGGUCUUCCUACGGGACGGGCAGACUCGAGAUCAUCCGGUUCAUCUUAGAGACGAGUCCGCACUGGUACAAGACGGCCCACGGCAAGCAGAUGCUCGAGGCCGUAGCCGAUCUAGAGUCGAUGGGCAAUGACCCAGAGGAAGCAAAGUGGUGUCAAGAGGUGCUUGAACUGCUGGAAGAAUUUGAGUACAAGUCCCCCAAGUUUUGGAGGCGCAAACGGGAUCAAGGGAUCUUAGCUGGCCCAAUCAACAAAGCCAGCCACAAAACGAGUAGACUCCUCAGGGAGUUCAAGAAUGAACUGGGACAGUAUUUUGGCAAAGUUAGAAGAGAGGCGGGAGGAUGA
Molecule: messenger RNA, 2862 nt
Organism: Fusarium keratoplasticum
Lineage: Eukaryota; Fungi; Ascomycota; Sordariomycetes; Hypocreales; Nectriaceae
Product: NACHT domain-containing protein
Exons: 2
Coding region: 1-2862 (953 amino acids)
Source: RefSeq, a predicted model, not a curated record